Girardinichthys multiradiatus is the source of this 3182-nucleotide messenger RNA. Its product is annotated as fibrous sheath CABYR-binding protein-like. Bases 300 to 1367 code for a protein of 355 amino acids. Lineage: Eukaryota; Metazoa; Chordata; Actinopteri; Cyprinodontiformes; Goodeidae. The record is from RefSeq and is a predicted model, not a curated record. The transcript is spliced from 4 exons.
GUUAUACUGUGAAGUGGAGGUGGUUAGGGGAACACUCAGCCUUACAGCCUGCAUUGCUUUGUUGCAUGCAGGGAACAGAUUUAUGUCUCAGGCAAAAGGACAGCAGAGCAUGAAUGGUCAGUCAGUAUAGAGGAGAUAAUGGUUCCCAUCUAGUUUGAGGUCUUGAAGAAAGUUUAGAUGCCCAUGUUUGCCCAGAAAGACAGCCUUUACCUUUAAAAGCAGGCCACACUGAGACUUUUGAUUGCUUGUUUCUGAAGUAGGUUCCUGCUUUUUAUAUUUGUCACCUUUUACUUCGAAGUAUGGGGUGCUCAUCAUCCAGUGCACAGACUGUGGAACAGGAGAAAAGACCAGGCACAAAGCCUGAGGAGAGCAAUGGAGACACAGUGGCAGUCAGAAAUGGCAGCAUCACAGAAGAUGUGCAAACCAUUGAGGACCAGAUACAGCUGCCUGCGCAGACUGUCUUACCAGAUAAUCUUAAAGCGGGACCUGAAGACGAGAAGGAGGCCGUGUUAGUGGGCAUUGAGGCCCAGGAGGAUCUGGGCUCUGGGGAAGAGCUUUUAGAAGCUCCUGAGCAACAGUCAGAGCCUGAAGCAAGUGAGGAGCUGGCACCACAACCUGAAUCAUAUGCAGCAGUAGAAGAUUCUGCUGAGCCAGACGUUGUUGUCGCAGUAAGUGAGGUAGCACCCCCAGUGGAGGAGGCACUCCCUUUAGAAACUGUACCAGCAGAAGCCCCCCCUGACGUCAAGGACACAGAGGAGACCCCUAAUGCUAAAUCUGUUGAAGCUGUGCAGACAGAGGUCACUGUUUUAGCUGAGGAGGUACUUACUGUACCAACUGCUGAACCAGUUGUAGAGGACCCAGCCGGGACAGCUGGGGCUGUAGAAGUGGCUGUAGCUGAAGGAGCCUUUAAAGCACCAACUGAAGAUGAGAAACUUGUACAGGCAAAGGCCCCAACUGGCAAUACUGCACCAGAGACUGUCUCAGACACAGAGAUGACUCCAGUAACUCCCGUUAAAGAUGUUGCUCAAGCCAAGUGUAAUUCUGCCACUGAGGAGGAAACAGAUGUUUCCACAGCCACUGCUGUUACUGCUUCAUCAGCAGAGGUGUCCUGUCCUAUAGAGGUCACUACAGCCUCUGAGCCAGCCAAGACCUCUGAGGCUCCACCAGUCAGAGUGAAUCCAGAGUCCAGUACAGAUAAUGGAGUCACAGCAGAGGUUCCUGUGGUGGAGCCAAUCACGACACAGUCUGAAGCCCCUUCAGAUCCAGAACCUGCUAAUGAGCCAGUUCCCGAACCUUCACCAGAGGUGGCAUCUGUAAACGAGACCUAUAAGGACACAGCGGGUGAAAUAGCCAAAAAACAGGACUGAGAUGAUUAGAGAUUCACCAAAAAACAAAGGCCCAAAGGGACAUGGGACAACAAAUGGAGGAAAACGUGAAGAAGAGAAACCAAAAAACUCUCUACCUUUAGUUUUUGUCUCAUCAGCUGCACAAUGCAUGUAUAAUUGAGGAAUUUGCCUUAAUAAGUUUUCAUUCAGGACAGAUCAGGAUUUCCUAUAGGUUUGUAUUUAAGCCUUUACUGCAGAGAAAAUGAGUUUUUCUACUGGGACCGCAAGUGCCUGGAGCCACACAUGUAGGCUUAUAAAUUAAAAAUGCAACAAAAGCAUUCAGGUGGCAUGGCAUGUCAGGGUGCAAUACUAUGCGAGAUCUGUGAAUUCUUGUUAAAAAGGUUGGUAACUCUGGGCUGGACGUAUUUCAAAUGUAUGAAGGAUGUUUGCAGUAAAGCUUUUAUUAUGGUUUUCUCAGGAAAACAAGCCAAAUUUGAGUGAAUUAAAUAAUGCACAAAGCUCAAAGUGACAAGGACACCAAACUGGAGGGGUGGAAUAUCAGUGUCUCACCAAGCAGGGCCACAACUAGGUAUGGGUCGGUAUGAGAGUCUUUGACAGCAUCAUGCUACCGAGACAAAGAUUUUAAACAAACUUGAUAAUGUGAUCUAAUUGUUUUAAUUUUUAACAGUGAAGCAUCAGUUAUUUGAACUGCUGGAAAUGACAUUAACAGUUUUUAUGUUACGCUCUGUCUUGUGCUCUGUAUAGAUUAACACAAGUAUGACAAAUUAGUAGCUGGUUAAUAAUUCUGGCUGGGGUAGAUCUUGCAGUUGGCUAAUUAACAGACAUACUACUCCUAGCUGCAAAAUGUGCUCCUAAAACGUGGUCUUGAUGAGAAUGAUGGAUGAAGCUCCUUUAGUUUUCACGACUGUUAAUGUUUGCUGGAACCAGAAGGACUUCCAAACAGCAAAAGUUGUGUUUCUUGUAAAAACGGGAGCAGUGUCAGCACCUUCUUUGAACCUGCUGACCUGCAGUGAGCAGCAACAUAUGUAGAAGGGGCAAUGCUGUUUUUCUCUUUUCCUGCCAGAGAAAACUUGUCACUCUGGCACAAAUGAAACCGUAUGGACGGUGUGACAGAUAAAAUUAGCAGUUUUUUAAAACCUUGAUAUCAUUAACUGGCCCAUGCCUAGUCACAACCAGCUUAACUGUACUUUACCAAAACAAAUCUAAAGAGAUUCUGUUUCUGCACAGUGAACUGUGAUUGUUUGAGGGCAAAAAAAAAAAAAAGCCAUCAAACCUUCUUACACAUUAGAAAUGUUAUUAAUAGUAAUAUGUUUAAAUAACACAGUGCACAGUGAGGUAAUCACCACAAUAGUCAGAUUGACUCUUUCUUCAGAAAACGCUAUUUGACAUUAACACAGCUCAUUGUGUGAACACGGGUUAUUUAAAGUAAGAAAAAAAAACCAUGGAUGAUCACAUGAAAAUACUGACAUCUACAGGCUGAGGAUAAAGAUGACCAACUGCUGACACGUAUUGUUCUAUAAAGCCAUCUUGUACAGCUCUAGUGUAGUUGUUAGAUUUGUAUUAAUCCUCUUACGUGGCAAUAAAAGCCUUUUAAGCAUACAUUUAAAGGUACUGGUGUGAGGUGCUGAUGUCAUAUGGUUGUAGGUUUUAGUAGCACAGUCAGAGACCACAGCUUUCUUUUUAGCCUUCUACAUUUUGUGUUAAAAAAUGUACGGCUCUGAAAAUGGCUCUAAUGUGAACAAUAUCGGUUAUUUACUUCUCUGGAAUAAACAGCUUAAUUUGUCUAGAAUUCUGGUAACUGGUUAGUGUACAGAAUAAAUGUUCCCUUACUAAAAA